Molecule: messenger RNA, 1089 nt
Organism: Menidia menidia (Atlantic silverside)
Lineage: Eukaryota; Metazoa; Chordata; Actinopteri; Atheriniformes; Atherinopsidae
Source: the annotation of a GenBank genome assembly
AUGGGAUGUAGUAAAUGGAGAGCUGCGUUCAACUUUGGACACCUGAAGGCGCAGUCCAAACUAUCCGUCUUAUUUACCAUGAUAAUUCUCUUCACAUACCUAUUUUACUGCCUCAACGGAUUUUGUGAGUCCCUACCCAGACCUGUGUAUGACCAUCACACCAGCCUUCCAAACGAAUUCAUCCUACAUGAUGGACAACAAACUGAGCAGGUCGGCGUCCACAACGCGUCCCCGAUCUCUCUCGUCCGGGAACAGUCGUCGGAGAUUAAAAGUGGUGCUCCCUCUAUCAAUAUUUCUAUUGCCAAUAAUUUCGGCAUCAAAAGCUUCCCCCAGGCCAUCAUCAUCGGGGUGAAGAAAGGUGGAACUCGGGCUUUGCUGGAGUUCCUGCGCAUCCAUCCGGACGUUCGGGCCGUAGGCUCAGAGCCGCACUUCUUUGACCGCUUUUACGACAAGGGGCUAGAAUGGUACAGGAAUUUAAUGCCUCGGAGUAUGGAGAGUCAGAUAACCAUGGAGAAGACUCCGAGUUAUUUCAUCACCAAAGAAGCUCCUCGUCGUGUCCUUUCCAUGAGCCGCCACACCAAACUGAUUGUGGUGGUGCGAGAUCCUGUGACACGGGCGAUUUCUGAUUACACCCAGACUCUUACCAAAUCUCCAGGGCUCCCAUCCUUCCAGAACCUGGCCUUCCGCAAUGCCACACAGGGCCUCAUCGACAGAUCUUGGAGUGCCAUACGCAUUGGCAUAUACGCUAAGCAUCUGGAGAACUGGCUGCGCUACUUUCCGCUCUCACGUUUCCUUUUUGUGAGCGGCGAACGCCUUGUGACUGAUCCAGCGGGUGAGAUGGGCAGAGUCCAAGACUUUUUGGGGCUCAAACGCGUGGUCACAGACAAACACUUCUAUUUCAACCAGACCAAAGGUUUUCCAUGCCUAAAGAAGCCUGAGGGGAGCAGUAGGCCGCGCUGCCUGGGGAAGUCAAAAGGCAGACCCCAUCCACAGAUACCUUCUGAAGUCCUGCUCAAGCUCAGAGACUUUUACAGACCCUUUAAUCUCAAGUUCUACCAAAUGACCAGCCACAAUUUUGGCUGGGACUGA